Impatiens glandulifera is the source of this 669-nucleotide messenger RNA. RefSeq names its product LOB domain-containing protein 12-like. The coding region runs from base 1 to 669 and encodes 222 amino acids. The record is from RefSeq and is a predicted model, not a curated record. The transcript has 2 exons. Lineage: Eukaryota; Viridiplantae; Streptophyta; Magnoliopsida; Ericales; Balsaminaceae.
AUGGCAGGCGGUUCACCAUGUGCUUCAUGCAAGCUUUUAAGAAGAAGAUGCGCUAAAGACUGCAGCUUUGCUCCUUACUUCCCUUCUGAUGAUCCUCAUAAGUUCGCCAUUGUUCAUAAAGUAUUCGGAGCCAGCAACAUAAACAAGAUGUUACAGGAGAUUCGAUAUGAUCAAAGGGCAGAUGCAGUGAGCAGUUUGGUAUUCGAAGCAAAUGCUCGAAUGAGAGAUCCAGUUUAUGGAUGUGUAGGGGCAAUAUCUUACUUGCAGAAUCAAGUCUCUCAGUUACAAAUGCAGCUUGCAGUUGCUCAGGCCGAGAUAUUAUGCAUCCAGAUGCACCAAAACACCGCAGGUCAUCCUGUUCUCGGCGGUGGCGGCGGCGGCGGCGGCGGUCAGAUGAUGAUGAGCAUGGACUUUCCUAUAAGUGAAAUUGAUCAGUAUCAAACGGCAUCAUCUUCGUCGUCAUCUGAAGUUCUAUUAGGAAGUAGCAACAGUACUCUUACUAGCAGUGAAAGCUAUCACCAUCAGCAGCAGCAGCAGCAACAGCUUUCCCAUUAUAAUUACAUAGCAGGAGGAUUUACUAAUUCCUCUAGCAGCAAUAAUAUUAGUAAUAAUAAUAAUAAUAAUAAUGGGAUUCAGGGUUCGAUGAAAAGAGAAUCUCUGUGGAUAUAG